This is a messenger RNA of Xiphias gladius (swordfish), 609 nucleotides long. RefSeq lists its product as uncharacterized. The record is from RefSeq and is a predicted model, not a curated record. Lineage: Eukaryota; Metazoa; Chordata; Actinopteri; Istiophoriformes; Xiphiidae. The coding region runs from base 1 to 609 and encodes 202 amino acids. Gene Ontology annotation, molecular function: protein binding. The transcript is spliced from 4 exons.
AUGUUGUGGAUGUGUAGAGCUGAGCCCUUAACAACAAACAGUUCUCUGACGACGUUCACCUGCUCCACGUCUGGCACCAGCUGCACAGUGGGAAUCGGCAACUCCUCCGUGAGGUUUACCUUUUGCACCACCAUCAUAGCACACGGUCGCAACCGAGACGUGGCCUCAGAUCCUCGGUGUCAGCCUGGUAGGAUUGAAGUGAUGUUGCCUCCAGCGAUUUUGGACAGUGUGAAGUCAGUCGAUGGGAAACCUCAGUAUCUGAAUGUAAUCUGGAGCCGCAUCUUGUCUGUCUUUCCUGUGUCUGACUCUGAAAUUGAAGCCGGAAACCUGAAUUCCCAGAUUGAGGUCAAAGCACAGGGGCAGUUCGAUGUCCAGGUCAAAAAUGUGACAGUGAAAGGCUACAGCUUCCUGGUCGACCUCCUAAAACCCGACACGUCAUACACCGUCAGGCUGCGUCACCGUUACCGGGGCCCAAAGAGCCCCUGGAGCCCGUGGAGCAAUGCAGGCCAGGGAAGGACAGCAGAGGACGGUCAGAUGAGAUAUAUCUACCCAGGGGUUUCCUCCCAGUUGGACAUGAGUCCAGGGGAAGGCAUCCAGUACACGCCCUGA